CCCUCCUCUGGGUCUCCUUAUUUCAGUAGCGAGAUCUCGUCGAAUUCUUCUCAAAAUCUCCGGGAACCAGCUCGUCUAUCCGAUCAGUGUUCCAGAAUCACUUGGAUCGAAGAUGCCGGUGGCAGCUUCCGCCAUCUACUUUCUGAAUCUCCGUGGCGAUGUACUCAUCAACCGCACUUACCGAGACGACGUCGGAGGAAACAUGGUGGAUGCAUUUCGAACGCAUAUAAUGCAAACCAAGGAGUUAGGCAACUGUCCUGUGCGUCAGAUUGGUGGCUGCUCCUUCGUUUACAUGCGAAUCAGUAAUGUCUACAUUGUAAUUGUUGUUAGUAGCAAUGCUAAUGUAGCUUGUGGCUUCAAAUUCGUUGUUGAGGCUGUUGCUUUGUUCAAAUCAUACUUUGGUGGAGCUUUUGAUGAAGACGCUAUUAGGAAUAACUUUGUUCUCAUUUAUGAAUUGUUGGAUGAGAUUAUGGACUUUGGCUAUCCACAGAAUCUCUCUCCUGAAAUUUUGAAGCUUUAUAUUACUCAGGAAGGUGUACGCUCACCAUUCUCAUCCAAGCCCAAGGACAAACCUGUUCCAAAUGCAACGUUACAAGUUACGGGUGCUGUUGGUUGGAGAAGAGAGGGCCUUUCUUAUAAGAAGAAUGAGGUGUUUCUGGAUAUUGUGGAAAGUGUAAACCUUCUCAUGUCCUCUAAAGGUAAUGUUCUCCGCUGUGAUGUGACGGGGAAAGUUUUAAUGAAAUGUUUCCUUUCGGGAAUGCCUGAUUUGAAGUUGGGGUUGAAUGAUAAACUUGGUCUUGAGAAGGAAUCUGAAAUGAAAUCUCGUCCAGCUAAGAGUGGUAAAACCAUUGAGCUUGAUGAUGUCACAUUUCACCAGUGUGUGAACCUAACAAGAUUCAACUCUGAGAAGACCGUUAGCUUUGUACCACCGGAUGGUGAAUUUGAACUGAUGAAGUAUCGAAUAACAGAGGGUGUGAAUCUGCCUUUCCGCGUAUUACCAACAAUCAAAGAGCUUGGUCGUACACGAAUGGAAGUAAAUGUCAAGGUGAAAAGUGUGUUUGGUGCUAAAAUGUUUGCUCUCGGGGUCGUAGUUAAAAUUCCAGUGCCAAAACAAACAGCAAAGACGAACUUCCAAGUGACAACUGGUCGCGCUAAGUACAAUCCAUCAAUCGAUUGCUUGGUUUGGAAGAUAAGAAAAUUUCCAGGACAGACAGAGUCCACACUAAGUGCAGAAAUUGAGUUAAUCUCAACAAUGGGAGAAAAGAAAUCUUGGACAAGGCCACCAAUCCAAAUGGAGUUUCAGGUGCCAAUGUUCACAGCAUCUGGUUUGCGAGUUCGUUUCCUCAAGGUGUGGGAGAAGAGUGGUUACAACACGGUGGAGUGGGUUAGAUACAUAACCAAAGCGGGAUCUUAUGAGAUCAGAUGCUGAACUUAAGAUCACAGUUCAGGUUCAGUGACUUAAGACUUAGGCUCAUGGCUUUUAGCUUUUGCGCCUUUAGCACAUGAAACAGAGUUGAAAAUAUUUUGUGUGUUUUUUUGUCCAUUAGCGAUAUUCGUGUGUUAAUAUGAUUUCUUAUGUCCUGGUAUUGGAUUUGUUUUCAUUUCUUUGUUUGUGGGUUAUCUGCGACUUUUGAUUAAUUUGGUGUCAUCGAACCUGAUAGUCUUUGUGAAGCAGUCGGAUUUUUUAUUAUUAUUAUUUUACAAAACGUUUGAUGGG
Messenger RNA from Eruca vesicaria subsp. sativa (arugula), 1717 nucleotides. Lineage: Eukaryota; Viridiplantae; Streptophyta; Magnoliopsida; Brassicales; Brassicaceae. The record is from the annotation of a GenBank genome assembly.